Molecule: messenger RNA, 2013 nt
Organism: Rhea pennata
Lineage: Eukaryota; Metazoa; Chordata; Aves; Rheiformes; Rheidae
Gene: CNN2
Product: calponin 2
Exons: 7
Coding region: 35-952 (305 amino acids)
Biological process (GO): actomyosin structure organization; actin filament organization
Cellular component (GO): focal adhesion; actin cytoskeleton
Molecular function (GO): actin filament binding
Source: RefSeq, a predicted model, not a curated record
CGUCCCGCCGCGUCCCGUCCCGUCCCGCCGCGCCAUGAGCAGCUCCCAGUUCAACAAGGGCCCGUCCUACGGCCUCUCCGCCGAGGUCAAGAACCGGCUUGCCCAGAAGUACGACCCGCAGAAGGAGGCUGAGCUGAGGACUUGGAUCGAGAGCGUCACCGGGCAGCAGAUCGGGCCUGACUUCCAGAAGGGGCUGAAGGAUGGCGUGAUCCUCUGCGAGCUCAUGAACAAGCUGCAGCCCAACUCAGUGAGGAAGAUCAACCGCUCGGCUCAGAACUGGCACCAGCUCGAGAACCUCUCCAACUUCAUCAAGGCCAUGGCCAGCUACGGCAUGAACCCGGUCGACCUCUUCGAAGCCAACGACCUCUUUGAGAGUGGGAACAUGACGCAGGUGCAGGUGUCGCUGCUGGCGCUGGCGGGCAUGGCCAAGACCAAGGGGAUCCAGAGUGGCGUGGACAUCGGCGUCAAGUACUCAGAGAAGCAGCAGAGGAACUUUGAUGAGGCCAAGAUGAAGGCUGGGCAGUGUGUGAUUGGGCUGCAGAUGGGCACCAACAAAUGCGCCAGCCAGUCCGGCAUGACAGCCUAUGGCACAAGGAGGCACCUCUAUGAUCCCAAGAACCAGAUCCAGCCACCCAUGGACCACUCCACCAUCAGCCUCCAGAUGGGCACCAACAAAUGUGCCAGCCAGGUGGGCAUGACAGCUCCUGGCACCAGAAGACACAUCUACGAUGCCAAGAUGGGUUUGGAGAAGUGCGACAACUCUUCCAUGUCCCUGCAGAUGGGCUCCAACCAGGGGGCCAACCAGAGUGGCCAGGUCUUUGGCUUGGGCCGCCAAAUUUAUGACCCCAAGUACUGCCCCCAGGGCAACCAGAGCGAUGUGGCCAAUGCCACCUGCGACCAGAGCAUGGACCCGCCUGGGUACCACUACUACCAUGAGGAGGAGAGCUACUGAGCGGGAUGCUGUCAUCCCUAGCCCCGUACCGUCUCCUGUACAGACCCGACUGCCAGCAUCAUUCCAGUAUUUCUCCUUUCAUCCUUCCCUUUUUUUAUAUCUCUUUUUUAAUGAAUCUAUUUUUCUGAGCAACAAAAUGAAACCUCUGUUUCUAGAGAAGGGAGCAGCCAUUUCUUACAGCCCUUGGGAAUUGUGGCUCUCCCGUGUCCAGCCUGAGAGCCUGCAGAUGGAAGGAGGCAGAUGCUCAAGUGCUGUGGAGUGGACAGUGUCUUUUCUUACGCAGUCAAGAAGAUGUGUUUCCACCCAGCGUCCACUGAACAGCCCCUGCAGCUCUUCUGCUGUGACAGUGCCUCGGUGCCCUUGGCGAGUAGGGGAUGGCGACUGGCCAUGUGGCCUUGGGUAAAGGAAAAAGUGCUGCUACUGCCACAUGUGCGGGCAGGGUUUGUCUGAGACUGCGCUCUCGGGACAAGGACGGCUGGGAGACAGCAGAGGCAGCGGGUGGGCUCUGCCACCCCAGCUCUGCUGUGCCUUGGCAUCUCUUCCUGCUCGUUGCAGGGACCAGGCUUCAUGUGUGUGUGUGUUUUCUUUAAUGCCAGCAAUGAAGCUCUUAGCAGGCUGCUCUCAUGUAAUUCUCUAGAAAGAAAGCAAAGCUGGAAAUGUGGGUUUUGGGGGAACUCUUAGGGACCAAGUUUCUAAUGCUUUCAUCUCUACUGAAAACAGUCCUGGGCUGCAUGCCCCCUUCUGCCUCCGCUCUGUGGUUUUGGGUCUGUAGAGUUGCCUCCGCAGUGACGGGGGGUGGGAACCUGCACGCAGACAGUGACAGUGGCUCUGCUGAUGAGCAGUAACUCAUUAAGCUGUGCACGUUUGAUCACCUGGCAGACUCAGCGUGGCCCCACACUGCGGAGGAAUCUGAUGGUCGUAGCCUGCAGCUGCGGGGCGAUGCACGAGCUUCCACGGUGGCACGGGGAGCUGGGGGACACUGGGUGCAUUUACACGGCCUCUUGCUGUGGCAGUAGGUUUCUUAAAAUCAUGCAUUUUUAAUACAUGGUUUUGUGAAGUUG